This is a messenger RNA of Trichoplusia ni (cabbage looper), 4532 nucleotides long. RefSeq names its product muscarinic acetylcholine receptor gar-2 (gene mAChR-B). The transcript has 5 exons. Gene Ontology annotation, molecular function: G protein-coupled receptor activity. Gene Ontology annotation, cellular component: membrane. Gene Ontology annotation, biological process: adenylate cyclase-activating adrenergic receptor signaling pathway. The record is from RefSeq and is a predicted model, not a curated record. NCBI's taxonomy places the organism in Eukaryota, Metazoa, Arthropoda, Insecta, Lepidoptera, Noctuidae. Bases 310 to 2817 code for a protein of 835 amino acids.
UUACAUAUAGGUCUAGAAUAAUCGAUUGAAUUCAAAAAUGACACUAAAUCUUUUCCACAAACACAACUAAAACAGCAUUAAAAAUACUUCAACAUUCACAGGCCGACGAUCAAACUAAAGCUUCCUUUACAGAUGAAAUAAAGCCGUGAUCGCAUGGACGACGCCAGCGUUCCGGCCCGGCGCACCAGCCGGACGGCACCCGCUCCCCGUUUGGCACAUUCCUUAUCUAUAGCGACGCUCUGAGGUUCGGUAGCGGGGCCAGGCCGGCAGACAACGGAACUCGGACAAUAAUACCGCCUUUACACCAAGAUGAACUCCACGGAGACCAGUCUCGAUGUCAACCGAUCUACACCGAUUUACACCAUCGGGACCAGCUUUAUUACGCAAUGGAAAAUGCAGAAAAUGAAGCAACGGACAUGCCUAACCACAGGAGGGUACCAAGAGUGCCACGGCGAGUACCUGAUAGCCAAUGGUACUAACUACACCGACGUAUAUUACUUCAACAACACCUUCGAGAAUAUCCUCUCUGCUAAUGGUGGAUUGCAACCAGUUCUCCCACCGUUUCCUCUCUGGAUGGCCGCGAUCUUCGCGACCUGUCUCGUGCUGGUCAUCCUGCUGACUGUGAGUGGCAACGUCCUGGUGCUGCUCGCCUUCCUCGUUGACCGCACCAUCAGGCAGCCCAGCAACUACUUCAUAGCCUCCCUCGCUGCUACUGAUCUGCUCAUUGGUACUCUCUCGCUACCGUUUUACACCGACUACGUACUAAAGGGGUACUGGCAUUUGGGGCCCCUGCUCUGCGACCUUUGGCUUUCCGUCGACUACACAGUAUGUCUCGUGUCACAGUACACUGUUCUCCUCAUUACCGUGGAUAGGUUCUGUAGUGUAAAAAUAGCGGCGAGAUAUCGAGCGUGGAGGACGAAAAACAGAGUCAUUUGGAUGGUAACCGUUACGUGGAUCAUACCGGCUUUACUAUUCUUUACGACAAUAUUUGGAUGGGAACAUUUCGUCGGCUAUAGGGAUUUACAAGAAGGCGAAUGUGCUGUACAGUUUCUCAAAGACCCAAUAUUCAAUACAGCUUUAAUAAUAGGUUAUUAUUGGACGACUCUAUUCGUUUUAAUUGUACUUUAUGCUGGUAUUUUUAAAACCGCUUACGACAUGCAGAAGAAAAGUGAGGCAAAACAAAGGAAGAUGCAGUCCAUGGUCGCGCUGAGUGCUGGAGUUAUGACAGGUAUGGCAGGCCGGGCUGCAGGGAUGGCAGCCCUAUCAAAAGCGACAAUAUCUAGUGAAGAUCAAAUGAAGGUAUCCGAGUCCAUCCGUAAAGAUUCUACGUCGAAGGGUUCUCUCGCGGCUCCAUUGUUAAAUCUCGGUGGAUCUAGCGAUUCUAAUUCGAGUCAAAAAUCUUCGGCUCAUAAGAGUAGUGCUACAGCUACCGGUACUUCUACUACAAAUGAAUCUGAUGACAGGAAGGAGGAUCAGGUAGAAGCCGAACGGUCCAGCAGCCCAGCAUUUGAUUCUGAUGAGGAAAGUACUACACAAACAAACGUCAAGAAGCGCCCUUCAGUCGCCAAUCUGGUCAUGCAGACUGGUGCUUUGCAACUUCUAAACAAUAUGCGUCUCAAUGGAGGAAUGAUGAUUAAAACUGACUUGAAGCAAUCUCCAAUUUUAAAACACGAGACCGAAAAGCCGAAAUCGUCAUUGUCACAAAUAUCUGAAAAAAGUCUACUGGAUACAGACAAUCCUGAUACGUCACGGAGUAAUGACACACCAGUACCGAACGCACCACCUUCUAACGCUAGCUUUAUGUCUCCGAUAUCAUCAGGCAUAGCAACACCGUCCGAACAAAGAGAAGUAUCGACAACAAUUGCCCAAAGAAUCAUUCCACCUCCGACUGAAUUCAGGUGUAGUCCUCCUGUUUCCGAAAGCCCGCCGUCGCAUUCAGAAUCAUCCCGAACCAGGACUGUCCGACUUGUGAAAGGUGACGGUACGUCUUAUGAUAUGCUCGUAGGUAUGGAUGGAGCUGACUUGAGGUAUAUGGAUGAGAGCUCUGUCAAUGUGCCGUCACCUACCUACGAAAGUCCACCGUCAUCCGUCACAUUCCCAACUGCAACUGAACCAUCAUCACCCCCAACGUUAAACUCGGCUAACGAAACUAACAAGUCUUUAUUACAGGCAGCUUUGAUACGGGCCACUGCAGAAGCUCAAGUUACAGUGCCCAAAACAAAUUUCUCUCCGCCUCCCCCAAUUAAGGUCAACACCGAGGUGAGUUUAACUACAGGGGAGCGCUCAAAGCCUGUUAUUACACUCGUAUCGUCGUCUUCCAAUAACAAUGAGUCUCAACCGCAGAAGCCGGCCGAAGGCAAAACGUCUCCUUUGAAACUAAAUCCCGCAAUAAGUCCAGCGGUCGAGAAUAGUGAUGUAUCAAGUACUGUAGUAACUGGGUCAGGCCGCGGCGACUCCAAGAAAGAGUUUGUAAAAAACAUCGGAAAAAAAUUGAAAGUUAAACGUUCGAAGCGGGACGGCCUGUUUCCGAGCAUCGGUCGGCAGAAAUCUAAAUCAGAAAAUAGAGCGAGGAAAGCUUUUAGAACUAUAUCGUUCAUAUUGGGUGCUUUCGUUGUUUGUUGGACUCCAUAUCACAUAUUGGCUUUAGUGGAAGGCUUUUGUACGGAUCCGCCUUGUAUUAACAAACAUUUGUACAUGUUCUCGUACUUCCUGUGUUACGCGAACAGCCCGAUCAACCCGUUCUGCUACGCGCUGGCCAACCAGCAGUUCAAGAAGACCUUCACGAGACUCCUCCGGGGCGACUUCCACAUCACCUAGUCCAUGUAUGUCGGUCACCGUAAUGCGUAAACAGGAACACUCGACCGAGUCCAAUACCAAAUGUUUUGCGCACAAUUUUUAUUGAUGAAUGUUUAUAAAUAGGACAAUACCAAUAAUUAAUGACUUUGUUAAAAGCUUUCAAUGUAUAGAAAUGGAAUCGUGUAGAUUAUUUGUAUUAAAUGUAUAGCGAUUUCGGCUUUAUAAAAGCAAACUUUGAUAUUUUGUAAAUAGUGAUAGUUAUAAUAAUCUUCAAAAGUUCAGAACUGACAAUAAAUUUGUUAGAUCGUGUAUAUAAGUGUUAGUUAAAAGUCUCUUCAUAUUACUGAUAACAUAGUUUAGGAUAGAGUGGCUUCAGAUGUUGUCGAAGACCUGUGGUAUUGAAUGUUUGUAGGUUUACGAUGUUAAUUGUUUAAUUAUGAAGGUAUUUAAUAAAACCAUGAUAGUAUUGUGUGUGACAAUGAGUUGGUACUUAAAGAUGCAAUUUAAAAAUACAGCAGUCUCGUUUGUAUUCAUACAUGACAUGAUUUUUGCUUUUAUUUUUUGAAGUUUUUAAUUAUUUUAUUAUCAGAGCCCAGAAGAUAAUCAUAUUAUGUAAUUCAAACACGUGGAUAGUUUUAUACAAACCUAUUUCCACGUGUUUGAGUAAAAAAGGGUAAUUGGAAUCUAUGACCUACACAUUUGUGACAGGUGAUUAUUGUUUUUUUUUAAGACAUCUGCGACACCAACUCAUGGUUACAUACCGGAAUACGCUUCAAAGCUUUCAGCCCCGAGCCCAGCUAAAGUUUUCCAGCGUUGAUAAUAGUCAAUUAAAAUGUAAUAUUCGUGUAGAACUAUCAUGCGGGCCUAAACCGUUCUAGAUAUAAACGUUCUAGUGUCUCAAGUGUAUCCGUAAUUUACAUUAAUUAACAGAAGUAUUUGUAGAGUCCCUAUUUGAGUACGAAGUAAGAAAAUGCUUCAGUUUUGUGUAUUAAGUUAGAUACUCCUUAGAAUUUAUAAGUAUGUUGUAGAUAAAAGUAUAGUACAACUCCCUAAAUUUAUUAUUUUUUAUAAAAUGUACAUAUCAAAUGUCAAAAUACUCAACCGGCGAAACUUGGAGCAUUUUCAAAUAGACUUUUUAUAGAUCUCCAUAUUAUUAUUAUUAUAAAUGUAAAGUCGCUUUAAUAAUCUGUAAUUUAUUACACGUUAAUUCAUAAGUUAUUUCAAAAUAAUAAUGAAAGACAAAAGUGAAAUAAAAUUAGUUAAGAAUUAUUAAAAAAGAAACAUAGAGUUAUUUAUAGCCAGUACAAGCAAUUACUUUUCAAAACGCAUAAUUGUAGAGACAUAUUAAUGUACCCCGAUAAUAAUGUAUAAUAGAAAAUGUAUCUUAUAUUAACGCCAAUAAGUCCUAAUUUUGUACUAAUCGAGCCAAAUGAGUUAAGCCUUUCCAUUUUCAAUAGUUGUCAAAUAAUCAAAUAUAUAGACAUUUAUUAUACUGUUAUUUAAUUUUCGUGAAUAGAAUAGUCGUUUUUCAUUUGUUAAAAAAAGAAAAUACUCAUUUUUUCUCAAGACUGUACAUAUUGUUUAGAUACCAGUAUUAUCGUUGUCAUGAGCAGUACUUAUUUCAUUUUAAUAUUAAUAAAUCUAGAGUUCUCGCCUUAGACCAGUGUCAAUAACUACUAUAUAAAAUUGUACAUAAGCUUUGUAUACUGUCUGUUCAUUUUGUGUCGGGAAAUGAA